Molecule: messenger RNA, 1450 nt
Organism: Cucurbita maxima (winter squash)
Lineage: Eukaryota; Viridiplantae; Streptophyta; Magnoliopsida; Cucurbitales; Cucurbitaceae
Exons: 1
Coding region: 396-1169 (257 amino acids)
Source: RefSeq, a predicted model, not a curated record
CUAAUUAUCUGUACAUCACAUGAUUAAUUAUUGCUAAUUAACGUUGAAAUUAUUAUUAGUGUUUCAUAAUUACAACCUCUCGUAAAACAAACCGCCUUUCCUUUUCAAACCGCGACAUUCUACAAUAACCCUUCGUCUCCAAUCUUCGUCCACUCUUUUUCCCUUUUAAUCUCUUCUCUCUCUCUCUAAGCUAAAAGUGAAAAAUGUUCGAUCCUUCUGCGAAUCCACCAUUUUUUUCAGCUCUUCUUUGAAUCAGAAGGCUCCGGUUCAAGCAAUCGAGAAGUUCUUGUGCAUUUUCGCCGCCGUACGGUGUAAUUUGUUGUUCUACUGGUUUUCGCUUUGUAUUUCCGGCGAGAAGGGGAGAUUUGGUUGCCGUCAUCGGAAUUCCGGCCUCAAUGUGGCGGUCGUGGAGGAAAUCGAUUGUUCAGAUUCCUGAUAAGAACUCGCAAGCGUCUCCGUUCUCUUGCUCCUCUUUCAAAGACGUUCAAGAACUUCUCGCUGACGAAACCCCUAAACCUACCUCUAGGAAGACCUCAACAAUAUUCCAUCGAGUCCGAUUCGUUAAUUCCUUGCUCAAAGCGUGGUCAAAUCUCCCGCCGGAUGGUCAAUCGCAGCUCCGAUUUCAGCCCGAGCCUGAACCGGUCCUCAAAUUUCUAGACCUUAAAUCGACUAAGUCGCCGCCGGUUCCGCCGCGAUCCGAGGCCGCACCUGUUUCGGAUAAGCGAAUAGUGGUUUAUUUCACGAGCCUACGCAUUGUGAGGUCCACUUUCGAGGACUGCCGGACUGUCCGCUCAAUACUGCGAGGGUUUCGCGUUUCGAUCGACGAACGAGAUCUGUCGAUGGAUUCGGGAUUUCUGGCCGAGUUACAGCAGAUACUUGGAAAAAAGGAGUUGGCCUUGCCGACGGUUUUCAUCGGCGGCCAAUACAUCGGCGGGGCGGAGGAAAUCAGGCGGCUACACGAGAGCGGCGAGCUGAAGAAGCUGAUUGAAGGGCUGCCGACGGCGGAUUCCGGCGUGUGUGAGGUCUGCGGCGGCUAUAGGUUCGUUCUGUGUGAGGAAUGCUAUGGAAGCCACAAAUUGUUCACGGAGAAAAGUGGGUUCAAGACGUGUACGGCUUGCAACGAGAACGGAUUAAUCAGGUGCCAUUCUUGCUCUUCUGCAACAUUUUGAAUCAUUCUGAUCCCUUCUCUUCAGAUAAUUUAAAGAAGAAAAUGAUGAAGGGGAAAAGAAAUCAUCCCCAAUAAAGGGAACCCCCCCAGAAAAAGAGGCAACUAAUUUUUAUUGACCAAUUUUUGGUUCUUUUUUCAUUUCUUGGAUCAGUUCUUAACAUUUUUGUACCUAAAAAGUAGCUUUUAACGAGUUUAGCAUCUUCUUAUUAAGCUGCCGCCAUAGAAUUCUCUGGUAAUAUUGUUGUUUGGAGAAGAAAUCAUCACAAAAAUGGCUUCAUUUCC